Paramecium octaurelia is the source of this 1226-nucleotide messenger RNA. The record is from the annotation of a GenBank genome assembly. NCBI's taxonomy places the organism in Eukaryota, Ciliophora, Oligohymenophorea, Peniculida, Parameciidae.
AUGAGAAUUGUAUUAUUAGUUCUAUUGAGCAUGGUAUUAUUGAUAUAGGAUGUUAGGCAUUUUGUAAAAUGGGGACAGAUCCAAAGAUUGUGUUGGCAGAAAUAGAUGACCAUCAUAUGGGUAAAACAUUCUUGAAUGCCAUCCAAAUUAGUUUGGCAACAGGUUCACCUGUACAUGAAAUUUAGAGCUACAUAAACAAUAUUAGGUAUAAAAUAAUCAUGACCGUAGAUUUAUGUUGGAACAAGAAUAAAAGGAUGCUGAUCUCUAUAUUCAAAGCACAUAGGCAUCAUGCAAUAGAUUGUUACAUGAUUUUUCAACAAAUUUAGCUUAUCAUUAGAGUUAAUUGAAGGCUCAUUAGAAAAUAGUUGAGGUUAAUCAUAUAUCAAUAAAUUAGGAAAAUACAAAUAAUCUUUAGAGAUCUCUUAAUAAGAUUGCAGAGGUCUCAGUUGAAAUUGAGGAGAACAACAAGAAAACAAAUGCGGGGUAGAGCGAAAGAGAUUUACAAUAUGCUGAAUUUUAAUCUAAAAUCAAAGAUCAUACAGAAGCAAUUGCUGCAAUUGAUGAAGCAUAUGCAUUGAUUGAACAUUUAUCAAGUGGAUCAUCCUUUAUUUAAGUGAAAGGAAGAUUUAACAAAGUCUUGUAGAGAUUAUAGAAGUAAAGUAUUAUCUAAUUCAAUUAGUUAAUCAACUGGAUUAUUAUUUUAACCAAUACUAACUAUGAUGACUUAAUUAUCAUCAAAAUCUGAUUCCGACACUGCAAAGAAAGUUCUAUAAUUGUUGGCCAACUUAAGAGUUCAAAUUGUUGAAAGCAAAGGAAAUGAUGAAUCUAUAGAGAAAUAAUAAAGUCUAAAUUGGUAAUAGUUCUUAGCAGAUUUAACAAAUGAGAAAAACACUUUGUAAUUCUAUUCACUAUUCUUAUAAUAGGUCAGAUCAAAGAUAAAAUUUAGAAUAAGCUAUUUUAAAUUAUUAGAGUAUUAUUGAAGAAUCAGAAGGCAAAGUUGAGUAUCAUGCUGCUGAAGUUGAAAGAAACUAAGUAAUAAGUAAUUUAAAUUAAAGAGUAACUUGGAAGGAUAAGACUAAUGGUGUAGAUAAUAACAAGACAUAUAUUAGAUGGAAACCUAAUCCAGAGUUUAGAGUUAAGAUUUAAUUUCCAGAAUUUCAGAUCACAUUUAGGAUAAAAUUGUAACUCUUAAAGAAUAUUUAAGAGAAAGACUUCAGUUAAAUUGA